Populus nigra (black poplar) is the source of this 3858-nucleotide messenger RNA. Its product is annotated as villin-4-like. The transcript is spliced from 23 exons. The coding region runs from base 386 to 3268 and encodes 960 amino acids. Gene Ontology annotation, molecular function: actin filament binding. Gene Ontology annotation, biological process: cytoskeleton organization; actin filament severing. NCBI's taxonomy places the organism in Eukaryota, Viridiplantae, Streptophyta, Magnoliopsida, Malpighiales, Salicaceae. The record is from RefSeq and is a predicted model, not a curated record.
GGCAUUUGUUGCCGUUAGUGAUAAGCACGUCUGGCAACACAUCAUUCCCUCCAACUCCCUUCUUUCUCUCUCUAACUUUUUUCUCUCGCUCUAUACUUCAUUUGCUAUUCUCGCUUCUUUUCUUCUUCUCUUUACCCCCACCUUUAUCCCUCUCUCUCAACUUUCCUUUUAGCCUGUCCAGCUUUUCUCUGUCUUUGCUACUAAAACAAAGGAGGAGGAAAUCAAGAAAAAAAAAGAAAUUUCUAAUUUUCUCUUAAUUUUUUUUAUUAGAUUGGAUCUGGGGUUGCUUCUUUAUUGGAUUAUCAGCUUCAAAGGCCAGGGUAAUCCUUUCUCUAUAUUCUGCCUGGAGUUGUGGCAAUCCAAGUAAUUGAAGAGCAGAAACAGUAUGGCUGUUUCCAUGAGAGAUUUAGACUCGGCCUUUCAGGGAGCUGGACAAAAGGCUGGACUUGAAAUAUGGCGGAUUGAAAACUUUCGUCCUGUUCCUGUGCCGAAGUCUUCUCAUGGAAAAUUUUUUACUGGGGACUCCUAUGUAAUUUUACAGACAACUGCACUAAAAAGUGGUUCCUUACGUCAUGAUAUUCAUUAUUGGCUAGGUAAAGAUACCUCUCAGGAUGAAGCAGGUGCUGCUGCCAUUAAAACAGUUGAACUAGAUGCUGCUCUUGGAGGCCGUGCUGUGCAGUAUCGUGAAGUACAGGGACAUGAAACUGAGAAGUUCUUAUCUUAUUUUAAACCAUGUAUUAUACCUCAAGAAGGUGGAGUCGCAUCUGGAUUCAAACAAGCUGAGGCCAUGGAACACCAGACACACUUGUUUGUUUGUAGAGGAAAACACGUUGUCCAUGUGAACGAGGUUCCUUUUGCUCGAUCCUCACUCAACCACGAUGAUAUUUUUAUUCUUGAUACAAAGUCAAAAAUUUUUCAAUUUAAUGGCUCCAACUCAUCCAUUCAAGAGAGAGCUAAAGCUUUAGAGGUGGUUCAGUACAUCAAAGAUACUUAUCAUGAUGGAAAAUGUGAGGUGGCUGCUGUUGAGGAUGGAAAAUUGAUGGCUGAUGCUGAAACUGGAGAGUUCUGGGGUUUCUUUGGUGGCUUUGCUCCACUUCCAAGGAAAACAACUAGUGAUGAGGAUAAGACUGAUGUUUCUUUUCCUACUAAGCUGUUUCAUGUUGAGAAGGGACAGGCAGAACCUGUUGAAGCUGAUUCUUUGACAAGGGAGUUGCUGGACACCAAUAAGUGUUACAUUCUAGAUUGUGGAGUUGAAGUCUUUGUAUGGAUGGGGAGAAAUACUUCUCUUGAUGAAAGGAAAAGUGCCAGCGGAGCAGCGGAAGAGUUAGUCCGUGCUGCUGAACGUCCAAAUUCCCGCAUUGCUCGUGUAAUUGAGGGGUUUGAGACGGUGAUGUUUAGAUCAAAAUUUGAAUCGUGGCCUCAGACAACUAACGUGACUGUGUCUGAGGAUGGUAGAGGAAAAGUUGCGGCACUUUUAAGACGCCAGGGGGUUAAUGUCAAUGGUCUGUUGAAAACUGCUCCUGUGAAAGAAGAACCUCAACCAUACAUUGAUGUCACUGGGAAUUUGCAGGUUUGGAGUGUGAAUGACCAGGAAAAGAUUCUCAUUCCUGCUGCAAAUCAGUCAAAAUUUUACAGUGGAGGUUGCUAUAUUUUUCAGUAUUCAUAUCCAGGAGAAGACAGGGAAGAAUAUCUUAUAGGAACAUGGUUUGGGAAGAAGAGUGUUGAGGAGGAAAGAGCUUCUGCUAUUUCAUUGGCGAGCAAGAUGGUUGAAUCAUUAAAGUUUCUACCUGCCCAGGCUCGCAUCUUUGAAGGAAAUGAGCCUAUCCAGUUCUUUUCAAUCUUCCAGAGCUUCAUUGUAUUUAAGGGUGGUCAUAGCUCUGGUUACAAGAAAUAUAUUGCUGAAAAUGAACUCCCAGAUGAGACAUGCAAGGAGGAUGGUGUUGCGUUAUUCAGGGUUCAGGGUUCUGGACCUGAUAAUAUGCAGGCUAUACAAGUUGAGCCAGUUGCAUCAUCACUGAAUUCCUCCUACUGUUACAUAUUACAUAAUGACUCCUCUGUUUUUACGUGGUCCGGAAACCUUACUACUUCAGAGGACCAGGAACUUAUUGAAAGGCAGCUGGAUUUGAUAAAGCCAAAUAUGCAGUCUAAGCCACAAAAGGAAGGUUCGGAAUCUGAACAAUUUUGGGAUCUGUUAGGAGGUAAAUCUGAAUAUCCCAGUCAAAAACUUGCAAGGGAAGCUGAAAGUGAUCCGCACCUAUUCUCUUGCAUAUUUUCGAAAGGAAACCUGAAGGUUUCUGAGAUAUACAACUUCACCCAGGAUGAUUUAAUGACUGAAGAUAUUUUUAUCUUGGAUACUCACUCUGAGAUCUUUGUCUGGGUGGGGCAACAGGUUGACUCCAAAAGCAAACUGCAAGCCUUAAGUAUUGGAGAGAAAUUUCUUGAGCAUGAUUUUCUGUUAAAGAAGUCAUCCGGUGAAACUCCAAUAUAUAUUGUUAUGGAAGGGAGUGAACCACCUUUCUUCACACGCUUCUUCACAUGGGAUUCUGCAAAAUCUUCAAUGCAUGGAAACUCAUUCCAAAGGAAACUUGCAAUUGUAAAAAAUGGGGGUACUCCACUUCUAGAUAAACCCAAACGUAGAACACCCGUAUCUUAUGGAGGCAGAUCUAGUGUACCUGACAAAUCACAGCGUUCCAGAAGCAUGUCUUUCAGUCCUGACAGAGUUCGAGUUAGGGGAAGGUCUCCAGCCUUCAAUGCCCUAGCUGCUAAUUUUGAGAACCCUAAUGCCAGAAACCUUUCAACUCCACCACCAGUUGUAAGAAAGGUAUAUCCAAAGUCUGUGAGCCCUGAUUCAGCAAAACUGGCUUCCAAAUCUGCAGCUAUAGCAGCAUUGACUGCAAGUUUUGAACAACCACCACCAGCACGACAAGUUAUUAUGCCGCGGUCUGUCAAGGUGAGCCCUGAGACUCCAAAAUCGACACCUGAGUCAAACUCUAAGGAGAAGCCUAUAAGCAUCAGAAUCGAAUCCCUGACCAUACAGGAGGAUGUGAAAGAGGGUGAAGCUGAAGAUGAGGAAGGGCUCCCAAUUUAUCCAUAUGAACGCCUUAAAGUUGACUCGCCAAAUCCUGUAACUGAAAUUGAUGUGACCAAGCGAGAGACUUACCUCUCAGCAGCAGAAUUUAGGGAGAAAUUUGGGAUGGCAAAGGAUGCUUUCUAUAAGUUGCCCAAAUGGAAACAGAACAAGCUCAAAAUGGCCCUUCAAUUGUUCUGAGUCUCCAUCAUGCCUCAGCUUUUCCUUCAGCUCCCUGCUACGGAGGCUGCCGGUGGAAAAGCUUGCUUGUGAAUCUGUAAAAGUUGUUCCUGUGCAAUAGUUGUAUUUUUGGCAUCCUCAAUUUCUUCUAUUCUUUAGCAAUCUAAAUGACACUUUUUGUUUCUUGCUGCAGUGAACGAACUUGGUUUCUCAGAAUUUAAAAGGGACAGCAUCAGUGCUUUUUUAGCUGCUUCUGCCCCCAGGAAGCUUGUUUUCUCGAUUGUCUAAACAAAUCAGAGAUUUUUGCCAUUUCUCACUCUUUUCCUUUUCUUCCUUCUCCAUAUGGUGGUUUGAAUGUCGAACUCUACAUAUUUUUUCCCCUUCCUUUUUUCGGUUUGAGCUAGUUCUUCGGUAUUCUUUUAUGGUUACAGGUUGAUUGUGAGCUUGAGUUUUUGUUUUUCAUUUUCGGAUCACAUUGGAUUGUUUUCAGUAUAGUAGGGGCUUGAGAUGAAGAAGAUUUAGGUUUAUUGUACAACUGAGGAUGUAAGUGUGUAGAGCAGUGUAAAACCAGUCCACUCAUCAUUUGUUUCCGAUUAAAGUGUGUUUCUUUC